Messenger RNA from Trichoderma atroviride IMI 206040, 1251 nucleotides. Lineage: Eukaryota; Fungi; Ascomycota; Sordariomycetes; Hypocreales; Hypocreaceae. The record is from RefSeq and is a predicted model, not a curated record.
AUGACUAUGGCACCAUCCAAGGCCAUAAUGACGACGAUAGAGGCUACUGCGAUCACAUCGUUUCCUCCCACCAUCUACGAUAAACCCAUGCCAUACUCGCAGCGACAGCUGCUUCGCCAUGAUCAUCGACAACCUUAUAGGCUCCACACGGAUAGGAAGAUUCCUAUAUUAAAAUUUGGAGAUCUAUUGGUGGAAGUGUACGGGAUCGGCUUGAACCCGGCCGAUUGUAAAUCUGCAGAUCUUGGAUACCUCCUUUCAUCGUCGUCUGGUUUAAAUGAGCGUGAAUUUAUUGGCAUAAUCGUAGCUUCCGAGGUCGACCAGAGAUGUCCCCUUCAGAUGGGAGAGUGGGUCCUUGCCGUACCAACAGACUAUCGAGAUAUCAGAAAGUCGACGUUUCAGGAAUACACCAUCGUCUGCUGUUAUAACGCAAUUCGAAUCCCCAAGCAUGUCGACCCGUUCAAAGUCGCUUCCAUGGGUGUCGCCUAUGUUGCAGCAGGACUCUCUCUUGGAGUCUGUCUAGGCGUCACUUUUACAAAGGGCCCAAAGGAGCGAGAGUUCAACCUCUUAGAGAUUGCCAGGAGGCGCCCUGAAGAUGUACCUGAUGAUAUCAUUGUUGAAGUCUUUGAUGCUUUAGCGCCUUGCUACCAAGCCCAGCCUGGCGAGUGGCUGCUAGUCUAUGGAGCAUCUACUAUUACGGGACAGGUUAUAAUUCAGCUAGCUAAGCUGGGAGGGCUGAAGGUUGUGGGUGUUGCUGACCUGAGCAAACAUCAGCAGCUUUUGCAGUCACUCGGAACGGACAUUUUAGUUGAAAGCAGCAAUCUCGAUCAAGCUAAGCGGGACAUUAAACAGCUUGUUCCUGGCUCACUAAGAUUUGCAGUUGACACUGUUGGGCCUCAGACUGCUGCGUGGUGCCAACAAGUCCUCGCAGAACGCACAAGCUCUAGCAAGCUCAGCCAUCUUGUUGCUCUAGCAGGCACUCCUCCAACAUACUCACCCAAUAUCCAAGUCCAUACAGUGCCAAUCAAGCUCUUCCACACAAGUCAAUACGUUGGUGGCCACCUGAGUAAGUGGCUAUACGAGCUGCUUGAUACACACAAGCUGCUGCCCCCGGAAGUCGAAUCAGUGUCGGGUGGCCUUGACGCUAUAAAUGGAGCUUUAGAGAUACUGAAGCAAGGUAAAACAGCGGGAAAGGGCAUGGUGAUUCGAAUUAAAGAGCCUGAUUCUUUGAUUGAAUGCCUUGCCCAAGCAUGA